Molecule: messenger RNA, 270 nt
Organism: Tuber melanosporum (Perigord truffle)
Lineage: Eukaryota; Fungi; Ascomycota; Pezizomycetes; Pezizales; Tuberaceae
Exons: 3
Coding region: 1-270 (89 amino acids)
Source: RefSeq, a predicted model, not a curated record
AUGAGCCUCCCACGUACCCCUCCAUUGUGUGUUCUGGAAAUUUCGCAAAGCUCUAUCAUUAGUAAAACACCAAGGCGUGAAGUUCAACCCCCCACCAAAAACAACACCCAGGCACCCCUUCUUCCUUCUCUAGUAACUAAACCGACCACAGCGCGAGUAUGUCCGGAAUAUUCCAGGGAUCGAGAAACAAUGGAACUUUAUUUCUCGGAGGAGAGAAAAUUACAGGGUCGGAUGUUAGAGAUCAGAACGUUCUCGCCACACAAGCUAUAG